AUGAAGAUUAACCGCUAUAAUGACAUGUUAAAAUCGAAGUACCGAGAGUUCAUCACCCCUUCUAAGUGCGAAAAUUUGAAUGAGCUCAUUAAUUGGGCAAGAGAUAGGGAGAUCGAGAAGAAAAGACAAGAGGAAUGUGGGGAGAAAAGACAAGUCGAGAAAGGAUCAACACAAGGCACUCCUAAAAUGUCUAAGACACAUGAUCAGGGAAAGAAAGAAACUACUAAAGGAGGGUUUCCUCGGUGCAAGACACGCGAGAAAUUCCAUUCGGGAGAAUGCUUAAUGGGGAAGAAGGGAUGCUAUAAUUGCGGACAAGAAUGGCAUCCAUAUUAUAAUUGUCCAAAUCCCAAAAGAGUAUGUUACAACUGUAACGAGUCGGGCCACGUGAAAGCCGAAUGCCUAGAGCUCAAGCAAGGGAUGAAGAAAGAAGGAAAGAAAGAGGAACCCUCUAAAGCUAAAGGAAGAAUGUUCCAAAUUUCAUCAGAAGAAGCGAGGGCUCAUCCGAAUGUGGUGUCAGAAGUAGAAAUAGCUGAUUGUAAGAGUUACCUUUUACAUGAGAUAUGUAGAAAUUGUAAGAUCACCAUUGAGGAUGAGGAUUUCGAUAUUGAUCUUAUUCUCAUGGUUUUGGGAGAAUUUAAAGGAAGGUGGGUAAGCAUUUAUGGGGAAAGGGAGGUAGAGACUAAAUUAUGCACCAUAAUUGAAGCGGUUAAGUAUGUGAGAAACGGAAGUAAAGCAUUCCUAGCCUAUGUAGUCGAUACGAAACAAGAUGCCUUAAGGAUUGAAGAUACAAGAAUUGUGGAUGAAUAUCCGGAUGUGUUUCCGGAUGAAUUGUCGGGACUCCCACCCGAGCGAGAGGUAGAAUUCUGA
Molecule: messenger RNA, 867 nt
Organism: Helianthus annuus (common sunflower)
Lineage: Eukaryota; Viridiplantae; Streptophyta; Magnoliopsida; Asterales; Asteraceae
Exons: 3
Coding region: 1-867 (288 amino acids)
Molecular function (GO): zinc ion binding; nucleic acid binding
Source: RefSeq, a predicted model, not a curated record